AUGAAACUGACCCGCCCAUCGCGGCACCCGCAGAAUAGCCACUUCUUCUGGAACCUCGCCUCCGUCCGGGCCAUCGUGCCGGGCGUGCUGAAAGAGGAACAGUACUCGCGCUCGAUUGCCGAGGGCUUCGCCAAGUAUCCCGACGACGCCUUCGAGUUCAUCGUCGGCAGCGCCGAGGCCGUGGACCCAACGGCCAAAACCGUGCGCGUCUCAACCACCAGCGGCGCCGAGCAGCGCGAGCUGACCUACGACCACCUGGUGCUGGCGACGGGCACGCGCUGCGUCGACACUGCCGUGCCGUGGAAGAACAACGGCACGCGCGAUGAGAUCUCGUCGCUGAUGGCGCAGACGCAGGCCAAGGUGAAAGCAGCAAAGCACAUCGUGGUCGCCGGCGCGGGUGCGACGGGCGUAGAGGUCGCCGCCGAGCUGGCCUUCGAGUACGCCCAGGGCAACGACAAAAAGGAGAUCAUCCUCCUAUCCGCCCACGAGCAGGUCCUCGACGGCGACAGCCUAGCGCCCAACGCCACGUCAGAACUGCACAAGCUAGGCGUGCAGAUCCGGCCCAGCGCGCGCGUCGCGCGCACGCACGAGCUGCCCGACGGCAGCGGCAAGACCGAGGUCGUGCUGGAGAACGGCGACACGGUCGUCACGGACCUGUACCUGCCCACCAUGGGCAUGGCGCCCAACACCGAGUACCUCCCCGCGGCGCUGCUGUCAAAGCAAAAAUUCGUCGAUGUCGACGAGUUCUACCGCGUCAAGAACGCCGAGGGCGUGUGGGCCGCCGGCGAUAUUGUGUGGAAGCCGCGCGGGAGCUUUGUGCUUACGGAUAAGCAGGCCGCCGGCGUAGCCAAGAACGUCGACGCCGCGCUGCGCGGCAAGGCGCCGUCCGUCGUCAAGACGCUGCCCAUGGACGUGCUCGCACUGGCGACGGGCCGCAGCCGCGGGUGCGGCCGCAUGGGCCCGGUCAAGAUGUUCUCCUUCAUGGUGUAUUACAUCAAGGGCAAGACGCUGGGGAUCCAGCACCUGCCGGCUUAUGUUGAUGGGACACAGUUUUAA
Molecule: messenger RNA, 1056 nt
Organism: Anthostomella pinea
Lineage: Eukaryota; Fungi; Ascomycota; Sordariomycetes; Xylariales; Xylariaceae
Source: the annotation of a GenBank genome assembly